AUGACCGCUCUCACUAAGCAUAAUGUUGCUUAUGCCUCCUUAUUUGGAUGCAGAUCAGGACCAGACCCGAAAGGAUAUCCUCCGGCUGGUUAUCCUCCGGCUGGUUAUCCUCCACCACCGCAGGGAUACGGUCAGGCAUAUCCAGCACAAGGGUAUCCUCCUCCGCAAUAUCCUCAAGGUCCUCCGCCUCAGUAUCCUUAUCAGGGUCCUCCGCCACCACAGUAUGGUCAGGCUCCGCAAAAGAAGAAGAAAGACAAGGAUUCAGGAUUUGUUGAAGGAUGUUUGGCUAUGCUCUGCUGUUGCUGUCUCUUGGAAGCUUGUUUUUGA
Brassica napus (rape) is the source of this 327-nucleotide messenger RNA. Its product is annotated as protein CYSTEINE-RICH TRANSMEMBRANE MODULE 10-like. Lineage: Eukaryota; Viridiplantae; Streptophyta; Magnoliopsida; Brassicales; Brassicaceae. The record is from RefSeq and is a predicted model, not a curated record. The transcript is spliced from 3 exons. Bases 1 to 327 code for a protein of 108 amino acids.